This is a messenger RNA of Gopherus flavomarginatus (Mexican gopher tortoise), 4426 nucleotides long. RefSeq names its product integrin subunit alpha 9 (gene ITGA9). The record is from RefSeq and is a predicted model, not a curated record. Gene Ontology annotation, biological process: cell-matrix adhesion; integrin-mediated signaling pathway; cell-cell adhesion. Lineage: Eukaryota; Metazoa; Chordata; Testudines; Testudinidae. Gene Ontology annotation, cellular component: external side of plasma membrane; integrin complex. Gene Ontology annotation, molecular function: integrin binding. The transcript is spliced from 28 exons. Bases 252 to 3353 code for a protein of 1033 amino acids.
CUGAGUCAGAAUCCCUGGCUGCAGCCCACCCAGCCCCCUCUGCUGCAGGCUUCAGCCGGACCGGGCGGGCUGCGAGGCGCUUUCCGGAGCUCCCGGGACUCCACGGCCGGGGCUGGAUUUUUUGUGUUUGCUCGUUUCAGCUUCAGCUUAACACCCCGGGCUGCCUGCAGUGAGGGCUGCAGGCGCUGGGUUUCCCCAGGACAGAGGCGCCCUCCCGCACACGCGCGCCCUGCCGUGCUCUGCCUCGCAGGAUGCCUGGACCCCAGUGGAAGGUCAAGCGGAGCUGGUUUAAAGUGCUGGUGGGUUUGAUAGCAGUGGCCUUGGCUUAUUCCUACAACGUGGACCUGGAUCACCCGGUGGUCUACCAGGGGCCCAAUGGCUCCUUCUUUGGCUACUCGGUGCUGGAGCAUUACUACGAUAACACCCGCUGGGUCCUGGUUGGUGCCCCGAAGGCAGAUUCUAAAUACAGCGCCUCCGUUAAAUCCCCAGGAGCUGUCUUUAAAUGUCGAGUCCACACCAAUCCUGAGAGGAGGUGCACAGAGCUGGAUAUGGGUCGAGGCAAUACUCGGGGCACGCUCUGUGGAAAGACCUGUAAGGAGGAUAGAGAUGAUGAAUGGAUGGGCGUAAGCCUGGCUAGACAGCCCAAGGCUGACGGAAAUGUGCUGGCCUGUGCCCAUCGCUGGAAAAACAUCUACUAUGAGACAGAGUAUGUCCUCCCUCAUGGUUUCUGCAAUAUCAUCCCACCCAACCUCCAUUCCAAUGGUCGAAAAUUGUUGCCCUGUUAUGAAGAGUAUAAGAAGAAAUACGGGGAAGAGCAUGGCUCGUGUCAGGCUGGAAUAGCAGGCUUCUUCACUGAGGAGUUGGUCAUCAUGGGAGCACCGGGAUCUUUUUACUGGACAGGAACUGUUAAAGUGUUGAACCUCACUGACAACACCUAUUUCAAACUGAAUGAUGAUGCUGUGAUAGCCAGGCGGUACACAUACUUAGGAUACGCAGUGACAGCAGGUCAUUUCUCCCAGCCGACUACCACAGAUGUCGUAGGAGGAGCUCCCCAGGAUGGAGGCAUUGGAAAGGUUUAUAUUUUCAGAACAGACAGGGGAUCAGGCUCCUUAAUAAAGAUUUUUCAGGCAUCGGGAAAAAAGAUGGGCUCUUACUUUGGCUCCUCCUUAUGUGCAGUUGAUCUGAACUCAGAUGGACUUUCAGACCUGCUGGUUGGAGCACCCAUGUUUUCUGAAAUCAGGGAUGAAGGUCAAGUCACAGUCUAUAUCAACAGAGGAAAUGGAGUCCUGGAAGAGCAGCUUGUUCUGAACGGUGACAAUGCCUACAAUGCACACUUUGGGGAAAGCAUGGCCUCCUUAGGAGAUAUUGAUGAUGAUGGCUACUCAGAUGUCGCCAUUGGGUCCCCAAAGGAGGAUGACUACGUAGGAGCGGUGUAUAUCUACCAUGGAGACGCAGGUGGCAUUGUUCCGCAGUAUUCUAUGAAACUGUCUGGGCAAACUAUAAACCCAAUGCUGCGGAUGUUUGGCCAGUCCAUAUCAGGAGGAGUUGAUAUGGAUGGAAAUGGUUAUCCGGAUGUGACCAUUGGGGCCUUCAUGUCAGACAACGUGGUGCUUCUAAGAUCUAGACCUGUCAUUACAAUGGACAUCUCCAUUUUCCUGCCAGCUUCCAUCAAUAUCACAGCUCCCCAGUGCCAAGAUGGCUUGCAGCAGGUGAACUGCCUCAAUGUCACAGUCUGCUUUCUUUUUAACGGCAAACGUGUUCCAGGAGAAAUAGGUUUGAAUUAUAUCUUGUCUGCAGAUGUAGCAAAGAAAGAAAAAGGCCAACAGCCCAGGGUUUACUUUGUGUCUUCUGGAGAAACAGUGGGACAGAUUGUCGAGCAGUUACAGCUGUCGUACAUGAGGGAAAAGUGUGAUCACUACCUAGCCUACGUGAAGAGACGAGUCAAAGAUGUGAUAUCCCCAAUUGUGUUUGAAGCGGCAUACAGUCUGGGGGAACAUGUGAUGGGAAAGGAGGAGAAGGAACUACCUGCUCUUAAGCCCAUUCUCCGCUGGAAGAAGGGAGAGAAGAUAGCUCAGAGAAAUCAGACUAUUUUUGAGAGGAAUUGUCAAUCAGAUGAUUGUGCUGCUGAUUUGAAACUUCAGGGUAGAUUAUUGCUGUCUAGUGUUGAUGACAAAACCCCCUAUCUGGCAUUGGGAGCAGUAAAGAACAUUUCACUUAAUAUCUCCAUCUCUAACAUUGGGGAUGAUGCCUAUGAUACCAACGUGUUCUUCAACUUUUCCAGGGAGCUCUUCUUUAUCAAAAUGUGGCAAAAGGAAGAGCUGGGCAUUGCUUGUGAGCUGCUGGAGUCAGACUUCCUCAAGUGCAGCGUGGGAUUUCCUUUCAUGAGAUCGAAGUUGAAGUAUGAGUUCAGUGUGAUCUUUGAUACAAGCCACUUGUCCGGGGAAGAGGAGUUUCUUACAUUCCUUGUCACGGCACAAAGUGGAAACCUAGAACACUCUGAAUCACUACAUGACAACACUCUCACCCUGUCUGUGCCCCUGAUGCAUGAAGUGGACUCAUCUAUCACUGGAACUGUCUCCCCGACUUCCUUUUUCUAUGGAGGGUCUGUGGAAGCAUCCAAUUUUGUUCAGCUGGAGAAUUAUGAAUGUCUUUUUCAGCCUCUCAACUUCACUCUUCAGGUUUACAACACUGGACCAAGCACACUCCCCGAAUCUUUUGUUGACAUUUUGUUUCCUAACCGCCUCUCUGCCAGUGGGGCUGAAACUUUUCACAUUCAGCAGAUGAUGGUUGCUCAGGAGAAAGGAAACUGCUCUUUUCAGAAAAACCCUAACCCAUGUGUCAUUCCUCAAGAAAAUGACAAUAUUUUUCAUACCAUCUUUGCUUUUUUUACCAAGUCUGGCAGGAAAGUACUGGACUGUGAAAGACCAGGCAGGUCCUGCUUAAUUGUACGCUGUAACUUAAGCUCACUAGCAAAAGCAGAAUCCCGCAAUAUAGAUGUUUACAUGCUGCUAAAUACAGAGAUAUUAAAGAAGGACAGUUCAUCAGUCAUCCAGUUUGUGACAAGGGCGAAGGUGAGGGUGGACACAACACUCAGGAUUGUGGAAGUGUCUAAUGGGAAUCCUGAAGAUGCAACAGUGGUCUUUGAGGCCUUGCACAAUAUGGAGCCUCGUGGUUAUGUUGUGGGAUGGAUCAUUGCUAUUAGUUUGCUGGUGGGAAUUCUCAUCUUCCUGUUGUUGGCUGUGCUGUUAUGGAAGAUGGGCUUCUUUCGCAGGAGAUACAAAGAAAUCAUUGAGGCUGAGAAGAACAGGAAGGAGAAUGAAGAUAGUUGGGACUGGGUCCAGAAAAAUCAAUGAACUGCCAGAAAAAAGGGUCAUGUGACACACACUUGCUAGCCUAUUGGUCCUGCUCUUGUAUCUUCCAUAUGUGGAAGAAGGAAUCUUCUCCAGAUUUUUCGGAGGCCCUGUUGAUGCUGUGUUCUUCAUCAUCCUAACAAGCUAGGGAACAUAUCCUGAGGCAACCACUGCAGCCAUGUCUGGUGACUGGAGCGAUUUACAUUUCCUGAAAGAGUUGAACUUUGAACUUUGGUAACCAAGCUGCGGUGCAGAGCAAUAUUUAUGAAUCCAACAUAUGUGGUAUACCCUCAGGGGAAGACUGAUACCUAAAAGUAUUUUUAUAAAUAUAAGCUUUUUAUACUGAUUAUGUCUUUAUAUUUGUAUCAAUGUUUUAUUGUUUCUAUUGAAUAGCUAUAUAGUUCACUCAAGCACUGAUAUCUGGCUAAAACCUUGGAAAUACAUAUAUGUAUAUAUAAAUCUUAUUGUACUUUUGAACUUCAAUGCAAAAAAAAAAAAGACUUUCAGAUGAAACUAGUUGAAAAACCUCACAUAGCAAAUCCACAAGGCUUGGUAAUGUAUAUAGAUCAUUUAAUGGCAAUAAGCCAAAGUCUUUUCACAUUUUUUAAGCUGAAGUUGAUUUUUGAGUUAUGAGCUAAAGAACCUAAAGUAUUACUCACAUAUGAUUUUCUGCAUUUGAAUUUAUCCGUUACUAAUCUGAGUUGUGGGAAACAAUUACUCGCAGCCAACUAACAAGAAUUAUAGUUCCACGUUGCCUCUUGUAUUUCAGGAAUAUAACCUUUUGGUCACAGGGCAUAUUGCACUGAAGAAAGCAGUGAAGAAUGUCUUCCUUUGGCCAACUCUGUCUCCCACAAUCUGUAAUCCUUUGACAAUGGGCAACAAGAUACUGCAAGGAUAUAAUUGGGCCAACCACUUAUACAUCAACUAAUUACUUUGGGUUAAAAAUGGAAUUAAUUAUAUCAAAAUUCAUGAUAUAAAAGAUGGUCUUUGAUAUUGUUAAUGGUCAUAAUCUGUUUCACAUGUUGCUGUACAAGCUAGUGCUACAUAGCUACACCGACCAUUAUGCCGGCAUCCAG